GAAGCAAACCGUCAUGCCCGACAACUUUAUAACCAUGGCUUUUGCCUUGGUACUACCAAAGUUGAUGUCGAACUCUUUACUUGCAUUACUUAAUUCACGUGACACACUUCGUGAAAUGCACGCUGGCCAGGUUGUAUCUGUACAUCUCUCAAAAAUCACAGGUGGCAUAGAUCAUCCUGGCCCUUCGGACAGUACUCGACAAGUACAUGCGCAUGGCAAAGAUGCUGAGAACCAGGAAAUUAUUGAACUCUCGCCAGCUGCUCGCAUUUCCGAUGACUCACUCGAUUCGGAGUUCCAAGUCCCAAGAGACACUGCAAUCUGAAUACUGCAGGAUGAUAAGGCCAAACCAUAUGUUCAGAUCCAUUGUUAGUUGCUGUGUUGAGAGCAUUCGCAAAAUAUGGAUGUAGAAUAUAGGCUGGCCGCAAUUGAUGACAGGAUAUAUUAU
Molecule: messenger RNA, 445 nt
Organism: Phanerochaete carnosa HHB-10118-sp
Lineage: Eukaryota; Fungi; Basidiomycota; Agaricomycetes; Polyporales; Phanerochaetaceae
Exons: 3
Coding region: 14-322 (102 amino acids)
Source: RefSeq, a predicted model, not a curated record